UCGCCUCGUGCCUGCGUGGGUCGUAGGGUGAUAAUAAACUAAAGACACACAUAGUAUUUAAAUGCUACUCCACAAUUCCUCGUCACUUCAUUUUGAACCAAGCUUUGAGACAGACCAGCAGCAGCACGAGCAGGGCUUCUACACUUUCCAUAAGUAUGAAGUACACGAUUCUUCUCGCCCUUGUUGCCAUGGCAACAGCCGCGGACGCUGCAUCCCUCUGCAAGAAUGAGGAUACAGCCGUGGCCGACCUGACGGAAGCCGCCAUCUUGGAAACUGCGCCACCGGUGAACGUGACCCUGUACUACGAAUGCCAGUGCGGCGGCUGUCAGCAAUUCAUUACAGACGUUCUGUCCAAAGCGGUUGACGUGCUCGGAGAGAAGGGCACCUACAUGGACUUCAACUUUGUUCCUUACGGCAACGCUCAAGAAUCUUAUGACAAGUCCAAGAAAAGGUGGGUCUUCACUUGUCAGCAUGGCCCUGGAGAAUGUUGGGGAAACCUAGUGGAAACUUGCGCGAUCCACUACAAGCCAAAGUUCGAGGAUCACUACAAGUUCAUUCACUGCUUUGAGGAAAACUUUUCCUACCCAUCAUCUGAUUGGAAACCGGUUCUGGAGAAGUGCGGAAAACUCCACAAUAUGCCCGUGGAAGAGAUCGGGUCGUGUGUGACCAGUGACAUUGGGAACCAACUCGAGCACCAGAUGGCGGAGAGGACCGUAGCCCACCAUGUGCAGUGGGUUCCUUGGGUUAUCAUCAACGGAGUCUUCUACAAGGAUGCUGCCGAUGACCUCUUGACUGCGGUGUGCAAAGCUUACACCGGGCCCAAACCCAAGGGGUGUCCACAGUGAGCUUUGACUUGUGGUUUAUGACGUCGUUGGUUUAGUAGUUAGGCUGUUUGACUCGAAAUCGCAAGGUAGUGGGUUUGAGUCCCAUCAGCAACCCGACGUUGUGUCCAUGGGAAAGACACUGUACACAAAAUUUCCUCACUUCACCCAGGUGGGAAUGGGUACCCGGCUAUUGACAGCGAAAGAUCAUGUCAGUUUGUUAGUGUUAGUGUUUGAGCGCUAAAUCAGGAAGCCAACAAAUUUUCGGAAUAAUUUAGGGUCUGCUGGGGUAUUAAUAAUAAUAUAGACAGUAAAGCGCAUAGACUUUGCCGUUGAGCUUUGGUAUGCGCUAGACAAAUGUCAUUUAUUAUUAGUUGUAUAAUGAAUGUUGAUGUUGUUGUUGGAAAUAAAAUACUGUCAGAACUCAACUACUAAGAAAA
Messenger RNA from Aplysia californica (California sea hare), 1261 nucleotides. Its product is annotated as gamma-interferon-inducible lysosomal thiol reductase. The transcript has 2 exons. NCBI's taxonomy places the organism in Eukaryota, Metazoa, Mollusca, Gastropoda, Aplysiida, Aplysiidae. The record is from RefSeq and is a predicted model, not a curated record. The coding region runs from base 156 to 845 and encodes 229 amino acids. Gene Ontology annotation, molecular function: oxidoreductase activity, acting on a sulfur group of donors, disulfide as acceptor.